This is a messenger RNA of Biomphalaria glabrata, 8673 nucleotides long. Its product is annotated as zinc finger protein basonuclin-2-like. Gene Ontology annotation, cellular component: nucleus. Bases 128 to 3379 code for a protein of 1083 amino acids. Gene Ontology annotation, biological process: regulation of DNA-templated transcription. Lineage: Eukaryota; Metazoa; Mollusca; Gastropoda; Planorbidae. The record is from RefSeq and is a predicted model, not a curated record. The transcript has 4 exons.
GUGGACGCGCACACCAGUUCUAAAUUUGGCAUUCGUGUUCUCCUUUCAGCCAUCACAGCGCCACCCUUCCCAGUCCGUGCCGUCAGAGCGUGUGACGGAGAACUCUAAUGUCAGUCAGACCUCGACUAUGAAACCUCUGGAGGCCAUCCGGUGCACCCAAGCAGGUUGCCCCUGCGAGUGUUUCGCCCCUGGCAAGCAAAGUCUUCGCUACUGUGAUUCUUGUAACCAUGGAUGGGUCGCCCAUGCUCUGGACAAGCUGGGCACCAAUCACGUAAUCAAUCUGGGUCUCCAGGUGGAGGUGGUCCAGCCAAACAUAGUCUUCGACAUUGCCAGCCUGAUGCUCUACGGCGCUCACGCCACUCCUGUCCGGCUCAAGAUUCUGCUGGACCGACUCUUCUCUGUGCUCCAGCAUGAGGAGGUCCUCCAGGUGCUUCACGGCUUCGGCUGGACCUACGAGGACUAUGCUAGAGGAUAUAUAUUACAGGACAGCUCAGGUCGUGUUCUGGACAAAUGGUGUGUCGCUACACGAGAAGAAGAGAUGGUGGUGCUGCAACAGUUUCUCCGGUUUGGGGAAACGAAAGCCAUCGCCCAGGAGAUCAUUCUCCAAGACACUAAAGAUAGGCACGAGGUUCUUGUCAAACAGAGCACACGAGCCGAGUCAGACAUUAAAAAAUUCAUUGAGCGCAGCAACUUAUCCAUGCAAUCGUACAUCAAGUCGUAUGAAUCCACACGACAGCUGUUCGGAUCCAGACCGGUUCCGUUUAUCCCUCCACCUGGCACCAGAAUAAUGACCACGCCUCUUAUUUCUCCAAGUUAUACGCCGACGCGAGAUUCCAGAAGUCUCACCCUACCUCAGACACCGACCACCUCCUCCACUCCUCUGGUCACUCCACCUGUCAGCAGGAUUCAAAUCAUGCAGCCUUUUGAUGCUCGAAAAGAGCACCCCAGUCCUUCCAUCAGCCUUAGCCCAGGUAGCUUGGAGAAAAGCGUGGUGACUGUAGCUGCUCUACCUGCUAGAAGAUCCCCUGUCUGUGACAGCCCUAAAAACCUAAGCACAACUCCGUCAACGAUCUCCUCCACCGCUGCUUCGCCUUCACACCAACUGAUUCAACCUCAACAGCUGCAGCAACAGUUACAACAGCAGCAGUUACAACAACAGCAGCAGUUACAGCAACAGUUGCAACAACAGCAGUUACAACAGCAACAAUUACAACAACAGCAGCAACAACAACAGCUUGGAGGUUUGGACGAAGUUGAUGGGAGCGACUCUGGCUCCGAAGACAAUGAUGAGAUCCUUGAUUAUUCCAACAAAGACAACCCGGACUCACCGUCGGACCCAGACAAAAAGAACAAACAGCACAUGAGAAAAUCCUCCAAUCCUAUUAAGCGUCAGUGGACGCCGUCUGCCAACUUCGGCAGCACUUUCGUCGGGCCCAACGGAAAAAAGAGAGUUCUGUGCACAGCCUGUAAUAAAACUUUCUGUGAUAAAGGCGCACUCAAAAUACAUUACAGCGCCGUGCAUUUAAAAGAAAUGCACAAGUGCACAGUUGAAGGAUGCAAUAUGAUGUUCAGUUCCCGGCGAAGCAGAAAUCGCCAUAGCGCAAAUCCAAAUCCUAAACUACACAUGCCACAGAAACGUAAAGAUGAUCUUGAUCAAUCAGACGAGAUGGAUCUCUCGUCUAACAACGGCAGCGAGAGGCUUACCCCUGUUGUUUCUACCCCAGCCCUGGUGGUCCCUAACACAACACCCAUACUCACAAACCCAGCCCAAAUCAUACCCAUCAUGGAGUCCCCACGCAUCCCGAGACCAGAGUCCAACUUCUUCAUAGAAAUGUCCGCACAAUUUCCGUUCAUGACUCCACCAGAAAAACGCAUCAAGCUUGAAGACGAUCUGCCGACAGACUUAAGUAAAGUCAGCAGGGCGCUAACUCCUGACGAUGAACCAUGCGACCUCAGCAAAAAAUACGACGGCGAACUGAAAUUAGAAAUAGAUCUGGACGCAGCUAGUGACGAGCGCGAAGAUCUCAAAAAUGACGACGAAGUAGAUUCCGAAGGUUCUGGUGCCCGCAACGAUAUUAACUUAAGAGGAGGAAAGCGAAGGAAAAAUGCAAUCCCAACUCGCUGUGCACAAAACGCGGAACAACAUGCAGGAAGCGACGAUAAUGACGAGAAAGAGGCCAAAUAUGGCCACCCUCCAAAAAUUAUCUACACCAUUGGGAAAGUUGUAGAUAUCAAGCAGACCAACCACAGCUCUUACAGCAAUGCUGACAGCCAAUGCAAGACAUUUGCUGACAUUAAACACCAGACCAAUGAAGACGUUUCCAUUAACUUGGAUAACAUGAUCUGUCACGACAAAAACCAGGAGGGCAACGGAGCAAAGCAUUUUCCUAAAAUUGCUUCUUUGUUGUGGUCGGGAGGCGUUAAUGCGGAGGCAUCAAAUCACCAGGACACUCUGGAAGAUGAUGAAGAAAUAAAAGGUGGCGUCAAAACUAAGUCUCCUAAAGAAGACAACGAAUUAGCGGAAGAGAAGAAAAACGACUCCGAAGAUAAUGACGAGGAUGAAGACGACGCUUCAGGCAGAGAAAGCUCGGAAGAAUAUAUGGACUCGCUUCAGGAUUAUCCCUCAGAACUUUACCUUGAUAAAGAGAACCCUUUAAAGUGUAAACUUUGCGGGAAAGUCUUCCAGAAUACUUUCACUGUGAAAAUACACUUCCAGAACGUGCAUCUGAAGCUGAUGCAUUCGUGUACAGUGGAUGGCUGUCUUGCCACUUUUCCUUCCAAAAGAAGCCGAGACCGACAUAGCGCUAAUGUUAAUCUUCACCGAAGACUGCUCUCGGGUGAUGGGGCUUCUGAGGAGGAGAUGGACGACGCCCUAAGGGGCAACAUCCUCGCCAAACUGUACGGCCGCGAUUUGGUUGGUACCUGUGCAUCUCCCGUAAGAAAAUCUGUGAAUGGAGACGGUGAACAAAACAUCGCCAACAACAACAACAAUAACAAUGAGCAGGACGCGCCGAAGAUCUCAGCUGUGCCAACCAGUGAACCGCUGAAGAUUACUAUCCAGCACGCCCUGAACGGUCAUAUCAGUAAGCCUGGCUCGGCAGGGUCAGAAGCCCUUUCAGACAGCGAGGGCAGUGAGGCCGCCGAGAAAGACAUCCACGACUUUGUAGACAAUGAGACACACAAGACCCCUUGUUCCGUGUGUGGAGAAAAAUUCAGCACCCCUCUGGUCUUGCAGGAACACGUAGCACUUUCUCACCCUGAUCUGAAUCUCAUGACCUUCGACCCGAUGGUCUUACGAAAGUCUGUAUCUCCCAGAAGAAACCGAAGCCGUCAGAAGGUUCGAAAUGGAAUGAUAACCCGUAAAUCUUCAGCGUGCUAAGGUAUUUCAUGUACCUGACAUAUGCUAAGAUGCCUUUAAAGAGUGUCUCAAAACUUAAAGGAACUUACAUAUACAUUCUAGGACACAUUUAUGAACUCUACCAUUGCUUCAGUAUUUUGAAAGAACUCACAAGCUGUUCAAUAGACGGAAAUGGAUUAUAAAAUCACUCUCAGUUCUUUGACCUUUUUUACACAUGUAAUUAUGUUACAACUCAUCUGUAUGCAUUAUAGUUGUUUAUUUAUGUUACUUAAAAAGCAAUUUUGUUAUUUAGCCUAAACUAAAUGCAUGUCCCUUUCGUUCCUAUGCAAAUGCAAUUUUCCUUUUCAGAACAGUCAAUGUUCUGAUGGCCCACAGAUCGAACAGUCAGUCAAACGUAAAAUUUAUAUUAAAAAAAAAAACAUUUGUAAAAUAUUUAUCAAUGAAUGCUAUUUUCAAAUGUAUAGAUAUGUGUCUCAGAUAUGUUUAGACUUAUGUGCACUACAAAGAUCAUCAAGAUGUUUCAAUGUAGCUUUACAGUACAGAUAAAGUCUCCGGACACAAUGUCUUUCGCCCACAACUCGAACAGCUUAAAACGUUUUUUCAAAUAUAUAUUUUUUUUUAAUAACUGAAAUACAAAGUUUAAUGCCAUCUCUCAAAUCUAGUUUCUUUCUGUGGGCCAUAAAAAACUAUUUGUUUAUUUCAAAUGCAGGGAUAAUUAUAUGUUUUGAAAAUAUGUUUAUAGUAGUAUGCAAAUUGAUUUCUAUUGACUUAUUUUGCAAACAAUUAACACAAAAGUGCUUCAUUUAUUAGCUCCCUUUCCUUGUUACAAUUUUGCCUUAGUCAAUGGGAAUUUUUUUUUCAAUACCAUAAUGUAUGCAUAUCUAAGUGACCUAUUUUACUUUUUAUUUUUUUUUUACACCUAUUUAUGUAAGUAUGUAUUAUAAUUUCAUGUACAUUACUAUUUUUAAGGCUGAUUCAAUUUUUAUAUAUCAUUUUUAUUACUGAUGUAUAUAAGAAAAAGAAUAUUAUUUCAUGAAAUUUCAAACUUUAAAAUUGUGAAAAAAAAAAUCGAUGGCAAUAACUGCAGAUCAUAAAAUUAUAAAUAAUAACCGUAGUUUCACAAAGCAAUAAUUGUUUUCAUUAAUAACUCAAACAGAAGCUCUUAUACCUAGCUAUGAAAAUUGAAUAGUUGGCAGUAUCAACGGAUGCUCAGCUGCAAUGUCCAACUUUUAGUAUUAAUUGUUAAAAGAUUAGGUGCCAAUGUUAUUUGGGGAGCUUAGUAGUGUGACAUGUAGUCUACGUAUAAGCUAAGUAUUAGUGAUGGUCGCGGAAGUGUCACCAGGUUGUCCCCCCAUUGUGUCCAGGCCCAUUUACGAAGGACAGCAUCUAAAAAAAACAAAAAAACAACAAUCAGAACUGAAUGUCUCUAAGAGCAAUGUACCUCGCCCCCUCUCUCAUUGCCUCAUAUCGUGUCUGUUGGGGCCCUAUCUCAAUACUUGAUAGAAUAGGACUAAAUGUAUCUGUUGUAUCCAAUUCUUCCAUCGUAGUUACUGAGCUAGAACAAAGUAGUGCACUACAUUUGUCUCCACAAUUUUAGAAAGUUGUUACAUUCAAAGAGCUCUGUGUGAAAAUGUGUACAUACAAAUGUGUACAAAAUCAGUGGUGUGUGAACAUAAGCUCCGAAUCUUAAUAACCUGUACAUAAUCCAAUGAAUCACUUUGAAUCACUCUGUAUCAUAACCCUCACGAUUGUAUGUAAAACGCUAUACAAACUGCUCUAAGCAUGUUUAUCUAUCAACACUUUCAAUUUAUGUUGUUCUGUAACCUCUAAACUAGUCAAAGUUUAAAAAAAAAAUGGUUAACACCUUUUCAGUAUUACAGUCAUGUGUUCUUUAUUCUGUUCCUAUGCAUGCCUUUAUAGCCUAUAUUCUACCUAGCUAGAUCUUAAUGCUGCAAGUUUUAUAUCCGAUAUUAUUUUGCCUUCCUUUAUUUUUCAGACUAUAAAAAAAAAUAUUAUUUAUAAAAUGUAUGUGUACAUAAAAAGAUCAUAUUUAUUAAUUUAUUCUUUUUUUUUUUUUGUUUGGUUGGUACUACAUUUUAUUUUGCGUGCUCAAAUUCAGUAUUAAACAAUUCUAGAACUUUUUAGUCCUUUAUGUCACAAGGAACUCAGGAAAUCAAAAUAUACCAUUUAUCUCUGGUGACUUUUUUUUUUCACGCUUAGUAUGUUGUUAGUUUGUGUGGAAGUUUAUUUGAAAUAAAUAUCUCCUUAGAAGUGUGUGUGUGUUAUUUGUUUCUCACUCUAGGCCUAUAUAUGUUCUAGAAAAAAAACAGAUGUGAUGGGUGGGUGAGGACGGGGAUAGUUUUCUGCUGAUCGGGUCAAAAUCAUUUGGUACUCUCUGUGGCCUGUGGUAAUUAUAUGUGGUCAGUGGUAAUUAUCUGUGACCAGUACUAUCACAUGUCGUCAAUACUUUUUGUUUUCUCAAUUAAUUCAAUUAACUUAUGAAAGAAGAGGUUCUCAAACUUUUGUUUCAAAUAAACACUCAGACAGGAUUAAGGAGGAUUAGCCCAAUGCAAACUUAGAAAAUACAAUGCUUGGAUUAUGCUUGUGUGUGUUUCUGUCAAAGUGUAUGCUAUGUAAAUGCGUAUGUUUAGUCAAUGUCUAUGUCAAUAUGUUUGCUGUGUGUGCCAAGAAGAAGGCUUGGUUAGGAAAAUCUCCAUCUAAUUGUCUUUUUUUUCGUCUUGAUUCUGUAGAGAUAUGUAGGUUAGUUUUUGUGUUAUUCCAAUUGUCACAACUGUGUCACAGCUGGUAGACUUUAAAGUCAGCUGGUAAUUUGAUUGCGAUUACAUUAAACCUCUUUAAUCUCAGUUGUUGUUUUUUAAAUAACAAAAUGUAGUUUCACUGAUUAGCUAAUUAUUUCUCCUGUACAUCUACAGUCCGAUCUCAAUCCUCUAGGUGUUGAGCUACUGCAGAGCGAGAUUGAAUUCCAAAUAAAACAUAGAAGUCUUAGGUCAUUUUAAAAAAACUCAGUUAACUAAAAUGACAUUAUGUUUGAGAUUCACUACGAACUUCUAUUAUCUCAUUGUUCUAGUUUUCAAGUCAGAGCUCAGUGACAUCUCGGUGAUAAUGACGUUAAAUCUUAAAGGGCCGGACGUUGCUAUAGCAAAAAGUACUGACUCAACAUGUGACUUUAAAGAGCUAUUCGUAACUGCAGAUAUAAAAGAAAUACACUUUUAAAAAAAAAUAAGAUUUGAAUAAAAUAUAAAUCUAGAUCUAAAUUCUUAUAGGUUAAAAACAAUUUUUUUUAAAUAAUAAUAUUUGAUAUGUUCCUUUUUUACUUUAUGCACAAUUUAGUUGAACCUUUUUUUUAUUAUUAUUAUUUUGGGGGAUUAAAAGAAAACACCAAAUUGUUCUUUCUCAUCUUGGAUGAUCUAAAAAAAAACGUAUCUGCUCUAGUAAGUUAAAUAAAGGGAACUAUUUCUAUUUUCAUUAUUUUCUAGCUAAAAGUGUCAUUGUUGGCUGUUAGCUACAAUUACCGCUUCAUUUUUUUUUUUUCACCAAAAUUGUUAGACUAGAUCUAUGUUUACUUUAGAUUUUUACUGAUUUUUAAACCAUAAGCAAUUCUUGUAAAUUAUAAUUUUGUUGCAAUUUUCCGUCUAUGGGUGCUAAUUUUAUGAAUAAAAUCGCCUUUUUGUACUUUAUUUACAUUCAUUUGUUUACCCUUUUAAAAAAAAUGUAUUUAUGUCUGGUGUAUGUAAAUGAAUUACGAUGAGUAUUUAAUGAUUAAUGAAUAUUUUUUAUACCCAUAUAUUUAGUUGCGUCAUUUUGCUAACAAUUGUAUUAAUUUCAUUUACAUUGUUUCAUAAAUGUGUUUCAUUUUGUUCAAACUUACAAAUAGAGCCCAAAAAAGAAAGGAUUAAAGUAACCAACUUUUUGGAGAAAGUUUUUAUGAACACAAUAGUUUCAAUGUACCACUGAACUAAACCACUGUGACUAUUGGUGGUGGUUUAGAAUGGACAAUUAUUUCCAAUUUAAAUAAGUCUUAUGCUAUUGUUUAGUUGGUCUCAAUAAAUGUUCCGACUACCAUCGACAUGCCAACCAUUCCAAAAACCUAAAGCACCAUCAAUUUAUUAUAGUAUUGAUCAAAGAGCAUUGUUGUAUUAAUACGCUAGGUAUAACUUGAUGUCACAGUCAGAGAUGUUGCUAACAGAUUAUAUUCUAUUUUGUCUACACUAGUCAGCAAAGAGACAACUAGUCCUGCAAUGUUGCCACUGAUGUGGCCGUCAUUAUCAAAACAAAACAUAUCUCAUGUUCAAUCUGUUCUCAUGCCAACUUUAAAAUCACGAGUUUGUUGCAUUGCAGUUAGUCUUCCUUAGCAUCACUUGUAUAUAAACCCUCUGAAUGGAAGAGUCUCAAUGCCCUGUCGUGUACAAACUUUGUCUGUUCUAUUAUGAUGAUAUUAUGGACGUUUUAAUUCCUACUUCCACGCCACUUUAUUUUAUCAAAGACCUUCAUCUUGGUAAAUGCACAAAUUGUUUUAAUUGCUUUAACUGGACGUUAUACAGCUCCCAAUACAUGGGGGGGGGGGACAUCACUAUCCCCUAUACCCCCGCCCCAAAAUGCAACAAAUUUGUUUCGCCAUCAAUAGAAUAUACUCCUGACUUAAUCUACACAUUUUAUUGAUGAGAAUAACAACCAAUUUUGUGUUAUGAAUAAGUUUAUUUUAUUUGUAACUUAAGUAAAUCUGAAUAGCGAUAUUCAUUCGGAAGUUUUGAAGUGUAAUAUUGGCAGGUCCGAAGUACAAUUAAUAAUAGCCUUCAUCCUUGCUCUCUAAACAAACAUUACAAUGUAUUGUAUAUGUCAUGUCUAAUUGUAUAACUACAUUUACCUGGUUCAUUCGACAACGUUGCUCGACUCCUAUCAUACAAAAUGUGUAUACAAAAUCAUGUGUAGAAAAAAAGCCUCCUUACGGAAUCAUUACCUAAAGUAUUAUUUCACCUGUGUUUUUACUUACUAUACAAUUGUGUUUUAUAAACUCCACAGAUUUUCACUUUAAAAAUAUAAUGAUUGUCCUCCACAAAUCUUUUAUGUUGACUUAUAGUAUUAUAAAGCUGAUGCAAUAGAGUAUUAUAAAGCUGAUGCAAUAUUUCAAAUGUUUAAUUUGUUUGUCUUUUUUUAUUUUUUAUUAAAUAUAUUUUUGUUUUCUUUUAUACAAAUGAAAUAUUUUCAGUUUGAAGUCAAUAGGCUAAGCCUUGCAAAAGCAUUUAGAAACCAAUGUAAUGUAUAGCCUAAAUAAAAUUGUUUAUAGCAUAAUUUCA